This is a messenger RNA of Triticum urartu, 3910 nucleotides long. RefSeq lists its product as uncharacterized. Lineage: Eukaryota; Viridiplantae; Streptophyta; Magnoliopsida; Poales; Poaceae. The record is from RefSeq and is a predicted model, not a curated record.
CAGGCCAGCCUCACUAAAAUAGUGCCGCUGCUUACUUUUGCAGCUCCAAAGCGAGGCAAUGCAGUAGGCAGUAGCUGCAGUAGUGGCGAGCGUAGUACAAACAGGGGGAAAAAAGGAAAGGAAAAGGAGAGUGAAGUUGGUGUGGUGUUGGUAGUUCUUGGGCGGAAAUGAAUGCAACCCCCUCUUCAUGAUGCCAACGCAUUCAGUGCGCCCCAAACCACUCGCGACGAGUUUGGUGAGAGCGGGGAGGAUCUGAGCUCUGAGUGAAGCCAGUGAGUGUGAGCGAGCGAGUGAGCUCCUUUCAUCUCUGGAUUUCCACUGGUUUGAGAGAGCAUUGAUGGGUUCUUCUUGGUGGUGGUGUUGUGCAAAAGCAAGGAGAGUGGAGUCAAAUCUUUGCUGAGGCUUCUUUCUUUCUUUGUUUCUUUCUAUCCCUCUUCUUUAAUUUGAGUUCUUGGUCCUGCCAAAAGCCAAAGCCGUCUCCUUUUUUGCUGGGAAAGGCGGAGCGUGUCAUUGCAUUUCAGGCAUUUCAAGCCCCCCACCCUCCGCCAUUUCUGCUUCAAAGAAAGCUCUGAGAAAAUCUGCAGUUUCCCCACCUCAAACCCUGAGAUUUCUGCACCCACAGCCAGCCGGCCACUGUUCUUGGUUGAUGGGGGCGCUCGGGCUCUGACAUUUUCUGAUCCCCAUUUUCUCUCCCCCCGGCGGAAGAUCCGGUUUUCUUUCCCCACCCGGAGCCGAGCCGCAGUUUUCUCCGCGCCCGCUGAUCCGGAAUCCCACCACCCACCCAGAAAUCCCGGGGUUUUCCGGUCAGCCCCAUCCCCAUGCCUCGCCGCGCCCGCUGAUCCCAGCCGCGACGCACGGUUGGUUUCCCCGUCGUCGAUCCGACUGCUCGGGGGCGCGGCACAUGCAUCUCUCCCUGUGGAAGCCGCUCUCCCACUGCGCCGCCAUCCUCCUCUCCAAGAACCACCGGCGGCGUGGCGGCGGAGGAGGAGGAGGCGGCGGCCAUGGCGGCGGCAACGGCCGGCGCGACGACCCGGCGUCGUUCCUCCGGCAGCUGCGCGACGCGCUGGACGCCGCGUCGGAGGAGGGCGCCCUCUGCCCGCCGCCGGACGCCGCCGGCGCGGAGGAGGACGCCGCCGUCACGCGCUCCCGCUCCCUGGCGCGCCUGCGGGCGCAGCGCGACUUCCUCCGCGCCACCGCGCUCGCCGCCGCCGCCGGCCCGUUCCGCUCCAUCUCCGACCUGCCGCUCCUCGCCCACGCCAUAGCCACCUUCCUCUCCAUGUACCCGGACUACGCCUCCACCUCCGACGUCGACCGUCUCCGCCUCGACCACUACUCCCACCUCGACGCCCCCGGCGCCGGCAGGGUUUGCCUCGACUACUGCGGCUUCGGCCUCUUCGACUCCAGCUGGGACUCCUCCUCUUCGUCCUUCACAUUGUCCGAGCUCAAUGCCAAUCUGAGCAACCACGCGCUCUACGGCGGCGCUGAGCCCGGCACGGCCGAGAAUGACAUCAAGGAUCGGAUCCUGGAGUACUUGAAUGUGCCGGCCAGCGAGUACGCCCUGGUGUUCACUGUCAGCCGGGGGUCAGCGUUCAAGCUGCUCGCUGAGUGCUACCCGUUCGAGAACAACCGAAGGCUGCUCACCAUGUUCGACCAUGAGAGCCAGUCGGUGAACUGGAUGGCGCAGAGUGCGCGGGCAAAGGGUGCCAAGACGCGCACCGCAUGGUUCCGCUGGCCCACUCUCAAGCUCUGCUCGACGGAGCUGCGCAAGGAGAUCGUGGGCAAGAGGAAGGCCAGGCGACGGGAUGCUGCAGUCGGAUUGUUCGUGUUCCCUGCACAGUCUCGGGUGACCGGCGCCAAGUACUCCUACCAGUGGAUGGCGCUGGCGCAGCAGAAUGGCUGGCAUGUCAUGCUUGAUGCCGGUGCACUUGGUCCCAAGGACAUGGACUCGCUGGGGCUCUCGCUGUUCCGGCCGGACUUCAUUAUAACCUCAUUCUACAGGGUGUUUGGUUCUGACCCAACUGGAUUUGGUUGUCUUCUGAUCAAGAAGUCGGUUAUUGGAAGCUUGCAGGGGAGGAAUGGCUGCAAUGCCUCUGGGAUGGUCAGGAUUGUUCCGGUCUUUCCACAGUACCUGAGUGACUCCAUCGAUGAAUUUGAUGCAGUGGAGACAGAGGGGCUUGAAGAUGACCCUUGCACUCCGAAAGAUGAAAAUCCAGUGCCUGAUGUUCGGAACGGCUCACAGCUUCCAGCAUUUUCGGGUGUGUACACUUCUGCUCAGGUCAGAGAGACGUUUGAGAGUGACCCUGGUCGCGACAGCAGCUCGGAUAGGGAUGGGGCGAGCACCAUUUUUGAAGAAACUGAGAGCAUAUCUGUCGGUGAGGUGAUGAGGAGCCCGGCAUUCAGCGAGGACUGUUCAUCAGAGAACUCUUUCUGGGUUGAUGUUGGCCAGAGCCCGUUGGGGUCAGAGAAGUCUGGUCAGUUCAAGAAAGGGAAACUGGGAUCACCAUUACCAUCAUCUUGGUUCACUGGCAGAAAGGGUAACAAGAGGAUGUCACCUAACCUAGCAUCGAGGAUAUCUAGAAGCCCACUUUAUGAUGGUAAUGUAAUUUCUUUUGAUGCUGCUGUACUGUCGGUUUCACAAGAUGUAGACUGCCUCAGGGAAGACCCUGAAGAAGAAAUCUAUGAGAAUGGCCGGGGAAAUCAUUUUAGGCAAGUUAGUGAAAUCCAAGAGGAGCCAGAGGUUGAAGAGGUUGCAUGCCAACAUGCCAUGAACGGUGAUUUGGACCACAAGGAAAGUGCGAUAAGAAGGGAGACUGAAGGGGAAUUUCGGCUGCUUGGACGGAGGGAUGGAAACAGCAGGUUUGCUGGGGGUCGUCUCUUCGGUGUUGAAGAGAUUGACGGAGCUAUAAGCAUGGGGCGCAGAGUUUCAUUCAACACUGAGGCGAAUAUGAUAGCUGACAGACUACAUCGGGCCUCAGAUGCUGCUGAAGCGUCUGGAUAUCCAUUUCGUGAUGAUGAUGUAAGUGAUGGGUACGAUGAUGCUCAAGACUGGAGCAGGAGGGAACCAGAGAUAAUUUGCAGGCACAUUGACCAUGUUGAUAUGAUGGGGCUCAACAGAACAACACUUAGGUUAAGGUACCUUAUCAAUUGGCUAGUAACUUCGCUGUUGCAGCUGAAGCUGCCAGGCUUGAAAGACAGUGAUGGAGUUCCUCUUGUCCACAUUUAUGGUCCAAAGAUUAAGUAUGAAAGGGGAGCGGCUGUUGCUUUCAAUCUGAAGCAAAGUGGUGGUGCUUUCAUUAAUGCUGAAUUUGUCCAGAAGAUAGCUGAGAAAAAUGGCAUAUCUCUUGGCAUCGGUUUUCUUAGUCAUAUAAAGAUAGACCCAAACCAGAAACAGUCAAAUGGAGCACUAGAUAUACCCGAGGCUUCCUUUUAUAAGAAUGGUCGCAGAGACAGUAAAAAGGUGACUGUAAGAGUUGAAGUUGUGACUGCUUCGCUUGGCUUCCUCACUAACUUUGAAGAUGUGUACACGAUGUGGGCAUUUGUUGCCAAGUUCUUAGAUCCUUCAUUCCUGGAAAGCGAGCGUAUUGCCAUAGCUACUGACCAAAUGGAGGCCAUAGCUGCUGAGCACAUGGAAGGGCAAAUUUGAGCUUGAUGUAUGAUAUAUUGAUCAAUGAAGGAGUGGAAGGUGAUCUUUCUCCUUUUGUCGAGCCAUAAUUUGUGUUUCGAGGGGUAAUUGGUAGUGGAUUUAGCAGAUUUUUUUAUUCUUUGCCUAGUUCCUCGACAUGUGACUUAUUUUUGUGUCAUGUAGAGUUUGCUCAAAUAUGUACCAGCGGCUCAUCAGUAGAGCUCCUUUCAACUGAACAAUGUUUGUAAAGCAGCUCACUGGAAAUGAAAUAGUUUUGAGUGCUUUGUA